AUCAGGAUUGUCUUGGAGCUGUUAUGACGAUGUAUCGAGGCAAAACCCCACGUCCCGACGAGAUGGAGAGCGAGGGGCUCGACCGGACGGAGUUGGAAAGCAUCAAACGAGUGUUUGAGCGCCUCGAUCGCAAGAACGACGGGAAGAUCGACAAGCAGGAGAUCGCGAAGCAGUUUGAAGUGCUUGGAUACAAACCCAAGAAGUCAACAGACUACGGUACAUCUGAAGUCGAAGACAUGAUAUGGGAGGUGGACGAUGACUGCGACGGGAUGAUCGACUGGGAGAACUUUGUGCGGCUCUACGUGCGAUGUCGACGUGACAAGACCGGAUGCGAGCCGAAGCGCCUGUUCAACCUCAUUGAAUUUAUGAUCAACGACAAGGACGGAGGAGGCACAAUCAACGAGGACGAGAUCAUGGAAGUCUUGUACCAUCGAUACGGGAAGGAAGCCAUGACAAGGAUGACAGAGGAGGUGUUCAAGCAUGACAGAGAUGGCGACAAGGAGCUUGAUUUCCAGGAUUUCUUGAAGAUUGUGAAUGCGGGAAUGAACAACCAGCCUGGUGAGAAAGAAGUCAAGACGACAGAUAACGUCAGGAGGAAGGGAGGAGGAAGAGGAGGCCAUACAAGAUGAAGGAAGGAGAUGAAAGGAAGGGGAAGAUCGAAGGCAUGUGAGAUUGAAGGUGUGAUUGUAAGUAGUUGAAGGAACGCCGUAGCUGGCGGACUUGAUGUUAUGUCGGUUGUAUGAAAAUGAAGCUCAGAAGUUG
Molecule: messenger RNA, 762 nt
Organism: Guillardia theta CCMP2712
Lineage: Eukaryota; Cryptophyceae; Pyrenomonadales; Geminigeraceae
Exons: 11
Coding region: 63-629 (188 amino acids)
Molecular function (GO): calcium ion binding
Source: RefSeq, a predicted model, not a curated record